AUUCAGCGGAGGAUUCAAGUCCGUAUCUAUCAAACUAAAUUAUGACUGAGGGAACGCACCUGCGGAGGCGAGGGGGGCCGUACAAGACCGAGGCCGCCACAGACCUGAGCCGCUGGAGGCUGAGUAACGUGGAGGGCAGGCAGAACUGGUGCUAUGUUGAAGACCAGGACCCCCCCGACAGGGAGCAGACCAUGCUGGAAGCCCAUUCACUGGGCUUGGACACGAGUACGUUUGUGUCUGUCUCUGAAGCCGCCCACACGGCUGUGGAUGCAGCGGUGAAAGGCAUGAGCUUCUACAGCCGCCUGCAGGCCGAGGACGGCCACUGGGCGGGGGACUACGGCGGACCUCUCUUCCUGCUCCCGGGCCUCCUGAUCACAUGCCACGUGGCUAAGAUCCCGCUGCCCGAGGCCUGGAGGAAGGAGAUGGUGAGGUACCUGCGCUCCGUGCAGCUGCCGGAUGGAGGCUGGGGCCUACACAUUGAAGACAAGUCGACCGUCAUGGGCACAGCGCUGAGCUACAUCGCCUUGAGGAUCCUGGGACUCGAGCCCGACCACCCCGACGUGGAGCGAGCCAGGAACAACCUGCACGACAAAGGAGGAGCCGUGGGGAUUCCCUCGUGGGGCAAAUUCUGGUUGGCCAUCUUAAACGUCUACAGCUGGGAGGGAAUGAACACAUUGCUGCCAGAGAUGUGGCUGUUUCCCACGUGGAUGCCGGCCCACCCCUCCACCCUGUGGUGUCACUGCCGCCAGGUGUACCUCCCCAUGAGCUACUGUUACGCCGUCAGACUGGCGGCACAGGAAGACCCCCUGGUCCUCAGCCUCAGACAGGAGCUGUAUGUCCAGGACUACGCCACCAUUGACUGGCCAGCUCAGAGGAACAAUGUGGCGGCGUGUGAUCUGUACACACCUCACAGCACGCUGCUCACCGUCGCCUACACGGUGUUGAACGCUUACGAAGCCCACCACAGCGCCGCGCUGAGAGGAAAGGCCGUCAAAGAGCUGUACGAACACAUCCAGGCCGACGACCGCUUCACCAAAUGCAUCAGCAUCGGACCGAUCUCAAAGACCAUCAACAUGCUGGUCCGCUGGUAUGUGGAUGGCCCCGCCUCUCCGGUCUUCCAGGAGCACGUGUCCAGGAUCCCGGACUACCUCUGGUUGGGAUUAGACGGCAUGAAGAUGCAGGGGACCAACGGCUCUCAGCUCUGGGACACUUGUUUUGCUGUACAGGCUUUCCUUGAGGCCGGAGCCCAAGACGACUCCGGACUGGCCGAGUGCCUCCGACAUGCCCAUCAGUUCCUCACCAUCACACAGAUACCUGAGAAUGUUCCUGAGUACCAGAAGUACUACAGGCAGAUGAACAAGGGAGGCUUCCCCUUCAGUACCCGCGACUGUGGCUGGAUCGUGGCCGACUGCACGGCGGAGGGCCUGAAGUCCGUGAUGCUGCUGCAGGAGCUUUGUCCCUCCAUCGGCAAGCACGUCACCUCCGAGCGGCUGCACGACGCCGUCAACGUGUUGCUCAGCAUGAGAAAUUCUGACGGUGGAUUCGCGACGUAUGAAACGAAGAGAGGAGGGCGCCUCCUGGAGCUGCUCAACCCAUCUGAGGUGUUUGGUGACAUCAUGAUAGAUUACACCUAUGUGGAGUGUACCUCAGCAGUAAUGCAGGCUCUGAAACACUUCCAGAAGGCACACCCUGAACACCGUGCUGAGGAGAUAAGCUGCACUCUGAGAGACGGACUGGAGCACUGCAGGAAGGUGCAGAGGCCUGACGGAUCCUGGGAAGGGUCCUGGGGAGUGUGCUUCACGUAUGGGAUCUGGUUUGGCCUGGAAGCCUUCGCCUGUAUGGGCCACGCCUACCACGACGGGGCCGUGUGCGUCGAGGUCCAGCGGGCCUGCCGCUUCCUGCUGGACCGGCAGAUGGCGGACGGCGGCUGGGGGGAGGACUUUGAGUCGUGCGAGCAGCGGCGCUACGUCCAGAGCGGCAACUCUCAGAUCCACAACACCUGCUGGUCCUUGUUAGGGCUCAUGGCCGUCAGGCAUCCUGACAGGCGGGCCAUGGAGAGAGGGGUGCAGCUGCUGAUCGACAGCCAGCUGCCCAACGGAGACUGGCCUCAGGAGAAUAUUUCGGGCGUGUUCAACAAGAGCUGCGCCAUCAGCUACACCUCCUACAGGAACGUGUUCACGGUGUGGACGCUCGGACGCUUCUCCGCCCUUUACCCCGACAGCCCGCUGGCCGGGAAGCUCAAGCUGUGAAGACUCGGGAGGGAGGGGGGGGGAGUGGAUUCUUCAAACUACGAAAACAGCCACGUUCAGUUCAUCCAACGAUCUUUUUUUUCCCGUGAGCGUUAAGCGUUGAAAUGCGGUCGGCCUUACGUCAACCGUUUGGAUUCCUCCGAGUUGAAUCCAUCAGAUAAAGUUCCCGCUCGUCAUUCUUUGAAUUUCUCUCGGUGUUGACGUUCCGGGACGGCUCAUCCAUCACGCAGCAACUCCCCUCGGAAAAAAAAAACUAUUUCGCAAUAUUUCGUGGGUCAACGACCCACAAUGCAUGUGCUCCGCUUCCCCGAGUGUGUCAAAACAUGAACGCCCACCGUCGCCUUGCAUCCCCGCCAUUUUGCAAAUUCGGGUGUGUUAUUCUUGUCUGGGACUCGACACGACGGGAUGCAUCUUUGAAUGAAUGUGCCUGUUUGGACCAAUAUUGCAAUAAUGAGCCUCAGCUAGGUAUCAAACCCAGACACGUACUGUUUGGAAAAAAACUCACAACACAUGUUCAUGAUCCAUUCAGAAUUAUUAUAUUGAUUAGGCCCCAAAAAGUUCACUGAACAGGACAUGUUGACUUCUUGUGGAGCGUCCCCGAUCCAUUUGCAAUUCGAAAACAUAAUUUUUCUACGGGAUAAUGACGGACCUUUCGUGAUCGUCCUUGGCUCUGUGCUUGUUGGUGUUGCUGUACUUUGGUUUGUGCUGUAUGGAAAUGUCCCGUUCAAAAACUCUCAAUACAUUCCUGAUCAAUCCUG
Messenger RNA from Pseudoliparis swirei, 3007 nucleotides. RefSeq names its product lanosterol synthase (2,3-oxidosqualene-lanosterol cyclase) (gene lss). Gene Ontology annotation, molecular function: lanosterol synthase activity. The coding region runs from base 42 to 2249 and encodes 735 amino acids. The transcript has 22 exons. Gene Ontology annotation, biological process: cholesterol biosynthetic process; triterpenoid biosynthetic process. Gene Ontology annotation, cellular component: lipid droplet. The record is from RefSeq and is a predicted model, not a curated record. NCBI's taxonomy places the organism in Eukaryota, Metazoa, Chordata, Actinopteri, Perciformes, Liparidae.